This is a messenger RNA of Scomber scombrus (Atlantic mackerel), 777 nucleotides long. Its product is annotated as homeobox protein Dlx4a-like. NCBI's taxonomy places the organism in Eukaryota, Metazoa, Chordata, Actinopteri, Scombriformes, Scombridae. The coding region runs from base 1 to 777 and encodes 258 amino acids. Gene Ontology annotation, biological process: embryo development; cell differentiation; negative regulation of transcription by RNA polymerase II. The transcript has 3 exons. Gene Ontology annotation, molecular function: DNA-binding transcription factor activity, RNA polymerase II-specific; RNA polymerase II cis-regulatory region sequence-specific DNA binding. The record is from RefSeq and is a predicted model, not a curated record.
AUGAUGACUAUGAGCUCUAUAUCGGACACUUUAGUCCCGCCUGAUCCUUCCAAAUCGGCGUUUUUGGAAUUCGGCGGCCACAGCUACCCCGGACAUCCCGGACACCAGCAGCCCUCCCCCGGCUUGUCGCACAACCAUUACCCGGUCCACGGUCUGCACGCCGUGGGCCCCUCGCAGCAUGACGGGCCCUUCUCCUCCGGUGCAUCAUCGUACGGUCGCCCGCUGGGAUACCCGCCCUACCACAGUCCCGUAAGCGCGCACCACCCCGGGGCGUACCUGCCCUACCAGCACGGGGGUCACGGCGGCGCGCUGGGACACACCAGACUGGAGGAUGCGGAGCACGACAAGCCCACAGCGGUCAUUGAGAACGGGGAAGUGCGGCUCAACGGAAAGGGGAAGAAGAUCAGGAAGCCGCGGACCAUCUACUCCAGCCUGCAGCUCCAGGCACUCAACCAGCGCUUCCAGCAAACCCAGUACCUCGCCCUGCCCGAGAGGGCCGACCUGGCCGCCAAACUGGGCCUGACGCAGACCCAGGUGAAAAUUUGGUUCCAAAACAAACGAUCCAAAUACAAGAAGAUCAUGAAGAACGGACCCUGUGGACCUGAGGGAGACCACCUGGCCCCCCCACCGCCGUCCUCCUCCUCUCCGUGCUCCCUGUGGGACAUCAGCAUGGCUGCCAAAGGCGCGCCGGUGCACUCUGGAGGAUACAUGAACAAUUUUGGACACUGGUACCCCGGACACCAGCAGGAGUCCAUGCCGAGGACUCAGAUGAUGUGA